Molecule: messenger RNA, 2654 nt
Organism: Malaya genurostris
Lineage: Eukaryota; Metazoa; Arthropoda; Insecta; Diptera; Culicidae
Gene: hay
Product: general transcription and DNA repair factor IIH helicase subunit XPB
Exons: 2
Coding region: 106-2550 (814 amino acids)
Biological process (GO): transcription initiation at RNA polymerase II promoter; nucleotide-excision repair
Cellular component (GO): nucleotide-excision repair factor 3 complex; transcription preinitiation complex; transcription factor TFIIH holo complex
Molecular function (GO): DNA binding; ATP binding; 3'-5' DNA helicase activity
Source: RefSeq, a predicted model, not a curated record
AAAUAAAUGUCAACAUUCGAUUCGUGCAUGUUCUCGCGUUCUGUCGUAUAGCAGUUCGUAACUCGAGUAAUAAAUAAAAAAAAUUGGCAUAGAUAGUGUUCCGUGAUGGGACCUCCAAAGAAAUCAUCGAAAAAGGAUCGUUCGGCCGGUGGAUCUAGUGGAUCCACCGCUAACGCCGGUGGAUUUGUGGAAAACAAGUGGAACAAAAAACGUCGGGCAGAAGAUGAAGCUUAUUCCUCGCUGACCACCGAUGAUGACGACAGUAAUCUGGACGGUGAUUUUGUUCCGGAUGCGGCUACUAAGAACGCAGAGAAAAUCGACGAAGCCAUCCAAGAGGAUGAGUAUGGAGCCAAGGAUUAUCGGUCGCAGAUGGAGCUGAAACCAGACAAUAAUUCUCGGCCGCUAUGGGUUGCUCCUAAUGGGCACAUAUUUUUAGAAUCUUUUUCCCCUGUUUAUAAACAUGCACACGAUUUUUUGAUUGCAAUUUCAGAACCUGUCUGUCGUCCGGAACAUAUCCAUGAAUACAAACUGACGGCGUAUAGUUUGUACGCUGCCGUAUCCGUCGGGCUUCAAACACACGAUAUUAUUGAAUAUCUGAAGCGACUGAGCAAAUGUACUGUUCCGGAUGGUAUUCAGGAGUUCAUUCGGUUGUGUACGCUUUCCUACGGCAAAGUGAAAUUAGUUUUGAAGCACAACAAAUAUUUUGUAGAAAGUCCACACCCAGAGGUACUGCAAAAGCUAUUGAAAGAUCCGGUAAUUCAAUCCUGCCGGUUGCGUCGGACUAACGAAGAAGGUGAUGGCUUCAUAACGCAAACUAUGGAAACAAAAGGGAUAACCGCGUUUGGAACAACCAAGAUUGGGCCAGUAACUACGGUACCUGCCGCAGCUGCUGAUGGUGAGAAAGCAACUGAAAAUCCGGAAGCGACGGCAGUGGCAGUUCCGGAGGAUAUAACAAAUUUUUAUGACAAAAUGGAUAAUGAGGAGGAAGAAGAAGAAUCGAAUUUCAACACAGUUUCAUUUGAGGUAAACCAAGAGAAAAUCGAGGUUCUGCAAAAACGGUGCAUUGAAAUUGAAUUCCCACUUCUAGCGGAGUAUGAUUUUCGUAAUGAUACGAUCAAUGCCGAUAUUAACAUUGACUUGAAACCGGCAGCUGUGUUGCGUCCUUAUCAGGAGAAAAGUUUGCGGAAAAUGUUUGGCAAUGGGCGAGCUCGCUCCGGAGUUAUUGUACUUCCCUGCGGUGCGGGAAAGUCACUUGUAGGAGUAACAGCUUGUUGCACGGUUCGCAAACGAGCCUUGAUUUUGUGCAACAGUGGCGUUUCAGUUGAACAAUGGAAACAGCAGUUCAAAAUGUGGUCCACUGCUGACGAUAGCAUGAUUUGCCGUUUCACGUCCGAAGCUAAAGACAAACCCAUGGGAUGUGGAAUUCUGGUAACGACAUAUUCCAUGAUUACGCAUACCCAAAAACGCUCAUGGGAAGCAGAGCAAACUAUGCGCUGGCUUCAAGAGCAAGAAUGGGGCAUUAUGGUACUGGAUGAGGUGCACACCAUUCCGGCAAAAAUGUUCCGACGGGUUUUGACCAUCGUUCAGUCUCAUUGCAAACUGGGACUUACGGCUACGCUUCUUCGAGAGGAUGACAAAAUUGCAGAUUUGAAUUUUCUUAUCGGUCCCAAACUGUACGAAGCAAACUGGUUGGAACUUCAGAAGCGCGGUUACAUUGCCCGAGUUCAAUGUGCCGAAGUGUGGUGUCCGAUGGCACCGGAAUUUUAUCGUGAAUAUCUGGUAACUAAGACCUCCAAGAAAAUGUUGCUGUACGUGAUGAAUCCGGCUAAGUUCCGUGCUUGUCAGUAUUUGAUCCGUUAUCAUGAGAAACGUGGUGACAAAACAAUUGUUUUUAGCGAUAACGUGUUUGCCUUGAAACACUACGCCAUCAAAAUGAAUAAACCGUACAUCUACGGUCCAACCUCACAAAGCGAAAGAAUCCAAAUCCUUCAAAACUUCAAGUUCAACCCCAAGGUGAAUACCAUAUUUGUAAGUAAGGUGGCAGAUACCAGUUUCGAUUUACCGGAAGCAAACGUGCUGGUCCAGAUAUCCUCCCACGGUGGCUCUCGCCGACAGGAAGCUCAACGUCUUGGUCGAAUUCUACGAGCCAAGAAGGGAGCGAUCGCCGAGGAAUAUAAUGCCUUUUUCUAUACACUCGUUUCCCAGGAUACAUUGGAAAUGGGCUAUUCGCGCAAGCGACAACGGUUCCUGGUGAACCAGGGAUACAGCUACAAAGUUAUUACUCACCUGGCGGGAAUGGACAGUGAUCCGGAUUUGUUUUACAAAACACGAGAAGAGCAAGGACAACUGCUGCAGCAGGUUCUUUCCGCUUCGGAUAUGGAUUGUGAGGAUGAACGUAUUCCUGGCGAAGGCGUAGGUGUUCCGAGACCGGGAGGAUCCAAGCGCACGGGAGGACUUAGCUCUAUGUCCGGAGCAGACGAUGCUGUAUACCUUGAAUUCAGGAAAAGAAAGGAGCAUUUGCAUCCACUGUUUAAGAAAUUUAGAGGGUGAGAAAACGUUCUGUAGUAGAAUCGAACGGCUUGAAUCGAGUCCUCAAAACUGAAGAAAAUUAGAGUAGCAUGAAAAUGUGAUAAGGCUUUGUUAACAAAAUAAAA